AUAAAAGAACUUCUAUAAUUGACUUUUCACCUUUCAAUUAUAACAUGUGGUCUGCAUUUUCUAUUCUUUCCUACACCGCUUCUCUCACACUUCUCUCUCUUCUUCGCUCGUUGAAGAGGGAACGUGAACUUUAGGAACGACUCGAGAUGGCUAGUAAUCAAAGUGGAUUCUUUAGCAAUAUGUUAAAUAAUGGUGCUGAUCUUGAUGAAAUUCUUGAUGUGCAAACACAACAUGAGCCUGUCAUGAGAAAGAUUUUGUAACUCCAAGACGUGCACGUCAACAAGGAUUUACAAAAGAUGAAGACCUUUUAAUAAUAUCCGGUUACCUGACACAUCUGUUGAUCCAAUCAUUGGAAGUGGACAAAAGCAGGAUGCAUUUUGGAAAAGAGUACAUGAUUAUUUUUAAUGUUUUUGAGAGGCCUAUGGGAAGAAAAGCUGCAAAGGAAAGGCUUCGGAAAAAAAAAACAUAAUUCUACAUCUUCAGCUACAACAUCAGUUUUACAAGCAUGGAGAGAAGAGUAUGCUGAAAAUGAACGUACUAGAAAGGAGAGAGUUGAAAAACAACUAUGCUAUCAAGCAGAAUAUCUAGAGCUGGAGAAACAAAAACACACAGAAUGCAUUGCAUUCGAAAAGCAGAAGUACACCAAUAAGAUAAUGAAGAUGGAUACUACUACUACUACUACUAUGGAUGAGACAAGAGCAGCAUACUACAAGAAGCUUCAACAAGAUAUCCUUAAUGGUCUGAUGUAAGUGUUCUACAUUGCGUUGAAGUGCUUAUUCUCCAUAUUUUUGCCACAAAUGUUCGACUAGGUCUGCCUGCAAUUGGGAAUGAACUUGUUUAUUUCUCAUUUGAAUAUGUGUUUGUAAGAAUUCCAUGACAUUCGGUGUUUGUUCAUGAGACACGAUAAUUUCUAGACAUGAGUCAAUUGCAUCGUAAUCUACAUUCU
This is a messenger RNA of Cuscuta campestris, 946 nucleotides long. The record is from the annotation of a GenBank genome assembly. Lineage: Eukaryota; Viridiplantae; Streptophyta; Magnoliopsida; Solanales; Convolvulaceae.